CACUUUUUCACAAUGACAUCACCGGCCAAGAUGUCUUCUUCUUCUCCGUCAUCGUGUAAAAUGAACUCUCACCUGAAAAAAUCUGAACUCAACGAUCCUACGAGGAGGAGUUUCAGUGGAAACUCUUUUGCGAAGCCGUCGUUAUCACGAAUCGCAGAGCGUUUAACCCGACCACUCCGGCUAAUAAUCCUUCAGAUUUUCCUCGAAGACAUUCCACUAGCCGAGAAAGUGUAGCUUCUUUACCUGAUCAUGGCAAGGAGAACACCCGAGACUCGAAUCCGAAACCGACGAGCCUCAAAUCAUCUGCUCUUUCCAAGGGUAAGAAGAAUUUCAUGUCACCGACGAUCUCCACCGCUUCGAAGAUCAACACAUCACCGAGAAAGCAAAUCUUGGUCGAGAGAAAUGAGUCAGUUCAAUCUUCUAUUUCAUUUUCCAAUGUGAAAGGCCUAAUCAUGGAAGAUAACGAGUCAACACCAGAGAUCGCUUUGCAGCAGCAGAAGGCAUCGUUCUCCGAUGUUAAAAGCGUCAUCAUGAAAGAUACCAAGUUGAAACCGGAGAUUGGUCCAAACCAGAAGAAGGUUUCGUUCUCUGAUGUUGAAAGCAUAAUCAUCCAAGGCACUGAAUCAACCCUAGAGAUCAGUUUGAACCAGGUUGUCUCAUUCUCUGAUGUUGAGAGUGUCAUUAUGGAAGAUACUGACUCGAAACCGGAUAUUGGUCCGAACCAGAAAAAGGUUUCGUUUUCUGAUGUUGAAAGCAAUGGAUCAAUCCCAGAGAUUAGUUUGAAUCAGAAUGUGACAUUUGCUUUCAACGAUUUAACUCUACCGAACUCAAGUCAUGAUUCACAAAUUAGUCACCAUGAAAAUGAGGAACCUUUGAAAGGCGACAAAGAUUUUGAUUAUAAGGAGACUGAGAAUGACUCUGAUCCGGUACCGGAGACCCUUAAAAAAGAAAAGGAUUCAGUUAAUGUGGAUCCAACCUUCAAGAUUAGUCCUAGAGGUCCAAUCUCACCAUCCUGUCCUGUUUUAGCCUCAUUUGUUUCAGAUCCAUUGAUGGUUCCUUAUGACCCUAAAACCAACUACCUUUCUCCGAGGCCUCAGUUUCUUCAUUAUAGAACGAAUCCUCGAAUUGAGCUUUAUCGGGAAAGAGAAGGCGUGCAGCUUGAUGAACUCUAUGCGUCUGAAAGCUAUUCAGACACUGAUGUUACUGCAGAAACACCGAUCGAAGGUUCACAAAGAGAUUUGGAGAUGUAUCUUCAGGAGAAACAAUGGACGAAGAAGAAGACAAGGAGGAGCUUCAUGUAUCCGAACCAAGCCCGAGUUUGAAGACUAAAAGAAUGU
Hibiscus syriacus is the source of this 1337-nucleotide messenger RNA. RefSeq lists its product as uncharacterized. Lineage: Eukaryota; Viridiplantae; Streptophyta; Magnoliopsida; Malvales; Malvaceae. The record is from RefSeq and is a predicted model, not a curated record. Bases 333 to 1322 code for a protein of 329 amino acids. The transcript is spliced from 2 exons.